GUUUCUCUUCCACUCUUCUUCCCCUUUAUUCUUCCCCUGUCCGUCUGUAUUCUGCACCCAACUUGCCCCCAUCGCCGCCAUCAUGAGGUACGCUACCCUCGCUCUCUUGCCGCUGCUGGCUUCAGCGUCGCCCGUCGUCAUCGACACCAUCCACAAGGAUGCCGCCCCCAUCCUCUCCUCGGUCCACGCCCAAGAGGUGCCCAACUCGUACAUGGUCGUCUUCAAGAAGCACGUCAAGCACACGGAUGCCCACCACCACCACAGCUGGGUCCAGCAGAUCCACUCCAAGAAGCAGGAGGAGCGCAUGGAGCUGCGGAAGCGCUCCCAGCUCCCGCUGACCACCGACGACGUCUUUGACGGCCUCAAGCACACCUACAACAUUGUCGGAAGCCUGCUGGGCUACUCGGGCCACUUCGACGACGAGACCAUCGAGCAGAUCCGGAGGCACCCUGAUGUGGAUUACAUUGAGAAGGACUCGAUUGUCCAUACCAUGGAGAAGCCGGGCAAGGAGGAGCACGAGACGGAGAAGAACGCCCCCUGGGGUCUGGCUCGUAUCUCGCAUCGCGAUUCAUUGAGCUUCGGCACCUGGAACAAGUACCUCUACUCUGCCGAUGGCGGUGAGGGUGUUGACGUCUACGUCAUCGACACCGGAACCAACAUCAAGCACGUCGACUUCGAGGGCCGUGCUCACUGGGGCAAGACCAUCCCUCAGGGCGAUGCUGACGAGGACGGCAACGGUCACGGCACCCACUGCUCGGGCACGGUGGCCGGCAAGAAGUACGGUGUAGCCAAGAAGGCCAACAUCUACGCCGUCAAGGUCCUUCGGUCCAACGGCUCCGGCACCAUGUCCGAUGUCGUCAAGGGCGUCGAGUAUGCCGUCCAGGCUCACAACGAGGCUCUCGAGGCCGCCAAGAAGGGUAAGAAGAAGGGCUGGAAGGGCAGCGCAGCCAACAUGAGCUUGGGCGGUGGCAAGUCCACUACUCUCGAUCUUGCCGUCAACGCCGCCGUCGAGGCUGGUAUCCACUUUGCUGUCGCUGCCGGUAACGACAACGCCGACUCGUGCAACUACUCCCCUGCCGCUGCUGAGAAUGCCGUCACCGUCGGUGCCUCUACUCUUCUCGAUGAGCGUGCCUACUUCUCCAACUACGGAAAGUGCAACGACAUCUUCGCCCCUGGUCUGAACAUUCUCUCGACCUGGAUCGGCUCCGAGCACGCCACCAACACCAUCUCGGGAACGUCGAUGGCCUCCCCCCACAUCGCAGGCCUCCUGGCCUACUUCCUCUCCCUUCAGCCCGCAAAGGACUCGGCCUAUGCCGUUGCUGACAUCACCCCCAAGAAGCUCAAGGCCAACCUCAUCUCCAUUGGCACCGUCGGCGCUCUCAGCGAUGUUCCUAGCAACACCAAGAACAUCCUCGCCUGGAACGGCGGAGGCUCCUCCAACUACUCUGACAUCAUCAACAAGGGUGGCUACACCGUCAAGAAGGCCGAGAAGAAGGAGGAUAGCAUCACCGUCACCAUUCCCUCCAUCUCCGAGAUCGAACAGGAUAUUGAGGCCGAGUUCGAAAAGGCCAAGCAAGCUGCUAGCCGCACUGGACACAGUCUUCACGGCAAGUUGGAGAAGCUCUCGGAGGAAAUCGAGGACUUCGUUGCGGGCGAACUUGAGGGAUUCUUCAAGGAAUUCAAGGAGCGUGUAGCUCGCGAGUAAGCAUCAUGGUUGACCUGCUUUGGUUGUAUUUCGGAGCUGUACGAGCAUUGAUAUCCAGCCGUCUGCGGAUGCUGGCAUACUGAGCGACGGUGGGCGCACCGCCGCGCAUACAUUGGCACAAGGGGUACACAGACGGGAUCUGAGAUGGGGUUCAUGUGGGCGCCGGAUAUGAGUUUGCAUCAUCGAUUUCUCUUACUUUUGGGUCUUGGAAGAUUUCUU
Molecule: messenger RNA, 1924 nt
Organism: Westerdykella ornata
Lineage: Eukaryota; Fungi; Ascomycota; Dothideomycetes; Pleosporales; Sporormiaceae
Product: vacuolar serine protease
Exons: 2
Coding region: 83-1705 (540 amino acids)
Biological process (GO): proteolysis
Molecular function (GO): serine-type endopeptidase activity
Source: RefSeq, a predicted model, not a curated record